AUGGAUAGUAACAAUGAAAGCACAGGCUACAAUAAUAUUCACUUGAUGCCUAUUAACUUGAUGCCUGGGGAUUGCAAGUCAGCUGGAAUGACCGUGGCACGCAUUGCAGGUUACAUGCUAGGUUUCUUCUUCAUUGUAGGAUUUUUUCUGAGCAACCUACCAUUUGUACGUCCACAGAUAGACAAGUUGAUCGUACAAGCCCUGGAUUUUGUAGUUGAUUUUGGCAUGAUUUGCCACAUGUUUGUUGUAGGAUUAGAAACAGAUCCACUUAUAUUCUCUCAAAUACCACUUCGUGAGGCAAAAGUGGCUUCCUCUGCAGUUCUUACAACAUUUGUUUUAGCUUCUUUACUCACUCCGUUUAUAAAAUUUCCUGAAAGCCCAAAUUAUAUAUUCAAUUUCUGCCUUGCUACCAUUCUCUCUGGUACUGCCUCUCCUUUACUUACUCGCUUAAUAACUGAUCUCAAGAUUGGCAAAUCAGAUAUUGGGCGAUUUGUGGUUUCUGCUGGAGUACAUUCUGACUUGAUAUCUACUAUUCUCAUUUCUUUUGGGUACAUUUUCUUUGAUCCUUACAACAGUUUCAGCAGUCGAAAGUCAUUGGUUAUUCUCUCUAUGAUUUGUACGUUAACCAUCCAGAUAAUAUUAGCAGCCAAGUUGACUCCCGUAUUCAUGAAUUGGGUAAAUCAUGAAAAUCCAGAAGGGAAACCAAUGAAAGGCUCACAUUUAGUCCUCUCCAUUGCAUAUAUUGUCAUAAUCUCUGGGUUUUCACCUAACUUUGGAGGCUAUAAUAAGGUGUUGAGCGCAUUCAUAGCUGGCGUCUUCAUGCCACGAGAUGGAAGGAUAGCAAGGAUGAUUAUUGGAAAAGUUAACUAUUUUAUUACCACCAUCUUCAAUCCACUUUUCUUCUUUUGGGUAGGAUUACAAAUUGACUUUUCCAGAUCUCGAGCUAGCCACUUAGAUACUUGGGGAAAGUUUUUUUCCCUUUACCUACUUUCUACUGUUGGGAAGGUUCUUGGAUCAUUAGUGUCUGGAGUCUUCUUGGGAUUCCAUUGGCCAGAAUCAGUUGCUAUAGGUUUGCUUCUCAACAUCAAGGGCCGUUUCCAAGUGUACUUGGCUCUAACUGCAUGGAGCAUUAACCUCACAAGUAUUUCCACAAGCAUAGCGAUGGUAUUUUCAGCUUUACUUACGGUCGUCUAUGCCCCCUUGAUUGUAGCAAAAAUAAUUGAACGCGCACGAAAGCGAUCUCCAACACAGCGAAUGGCACUUCAAUGGCUCCAACCCACGAAUGAGCUUCGAAUCUUACUUUGCCUUCGUGGGAGUCAAAAUGUCAUGUCUGCUAUAAAUUUCAUGGAGAUUUCUCGGGGGCCAGCCGAUCCUGGUAUAGUGGUUUAUAUCACUGACAUGGUUGAGCUAACUGAAAAAGUUGCAGCUACACUUACUCAUGGUCAAGGAGCAGAUGCUAUAACUGUAACCGAUCCUGAAGUUAGAGAGAUGAGAGAGCAAAUUACUAAUGCUGUUGAUGCUUAUUUGAGCGAAGAUAAGGAUGGCAUUAGUCAUCGACGAAUGCUUGCACUUUCAACCAUCAACAAUAUGCAUCAAGAUGUGUGUAUUUUGGCGGAAGACCUCCAUGUUUCCCUCAUUGUGUUACCAUUCCAUAAGCAUCUAGAGGCAGAUGGGAGGCUCAACGCAGGUCAUUCGGGAUUUCGACAUGUGAAUCGUAAGGUGCUUCGGAACUCCCCAUGCUCGGUGGCAAUACUAGUAGAUCGCGGUCUUGGAUCAACAACAAUUUCCAGAUCAACUACGUCUCUUGCCGCAGCAGUCAUCUUUAUUGGAGGCAAAGAUGACCGUGAAGCACUUGCUUUUGCUGGUCGUGUGGCUCGACAUCCAGGAGUGAAGCUAACUGUAAUCCGUUUUUUGUUAGAGGUCAGUGGAGAUAGUGUUUCAUCAAAAAUCAGCAGAGCAAAGGCCAACAGCACUGAGCAUCAAGAAGAAAUGAAGGUAGAUGAUGAGUGUUUUGCAGAAUUCUAUGACAGGCAUGUGGCAGGAGGUCGUGUAGCUUAUAUGGAAAAGUACCUUAUAAAUUCUGGACAAACUUUUUCGACACUAAGAUCAUUUGAAGGACAAUAUGGCUUGUUCAUUGUAGGGCGAGGUGGUAGAGUAAAUUCUGUUUUGACAGUUGGGAUGAAUGAUUGGGAAGAGUGUCCAGAAUUAGGUCCAAUUGGAGACAUUCUUUCAGCUCCUGACUUUUCAAUCUCAGCUUCUGUUCUAAUAAUUCAACAGCACAGUCUUAAAAGUGAAUUGGAUGGCCUCCAUGAGGAAUUCUCAGUCAUGUGA
Messenger RNA from Coffea eugenioides, 2331 nucleotides. Its product is annotated as cation/H(+) antiporter 28. Gene Ontology annotation, biological process: proton transmembrane transport; regulation of pH. Gene Ontology annotation, molecular function: antiporter activity. The transcript has 4 exons. The record is from RefSeq and is a predicted model, not a curated record. The coding region runs from base 1 to 2331 and encodes 776 amino acids. Gene Ontology annotation, cellular component: endomembrane system; membrane. NCBI's taxonomy places the organism in Eukaryota, Viridiplantae, Streptophyta, Magnoliopsida, Gentianales, Rubiaceae.